Messenger RNA from Manacus vitellinus (golden-collared manakin), 856 nucleotides. RefSeq names its product interleukin-8. Gene Ontology annotation, biological process: cellular response to lipopolysaccharide; chemokine-mediated signaling pathway; inflammatory response. The coding region runs from base 60 to 371 and encodes 103 amino acids. Gene Ontology annotation, molecular function: CXCR chemokine receptor binding; chemokine activity. The transcript is spliced from 4 exons. Gene Ontology annotation, cellular component: extracellular region. The record is from RefSeq and is a predicted model, not a curated record. NCBI's taxonomy places the organism in Eukaryota, Metazoa, Chordata, Aves, Passeriformes, Pipridae.
GAGCUCACUGCUCCACAGAACCAGAGCUGAACAACCCACAGAAAAACUCCUGUCCAACCAUGAACGGCAAACUUGUGGCUGUCCUGGCUCUUUUCCUGCUUUCAGCAGCUGUGUCUCAAGGUAGGGCCGUGGCAAGGAUGGGAACCGAGCUCCGGUGCCAGUGCAUAGCCACUCAUGCCGGGUUCAUCCCUCCGAGAUCCAUUCAGGAUGUGAAGCUGACACAGAGCGGCCCCCACUGCCAGAACGUUGAAGUCAUAGCUACUCUGAAGGAUGGCAGAGAAGUGUGCUUGGAUCCCAAUGCUCUCUGGGUACAGCGGAUCGUACAGGCAAUUUUGGCCAAGGCUCAACAAAAUUCUGACUCACCGCUCUAAGAAACACCAGGACAGAAAAAAUCUGGGAACUGUUCCUGCUCCUCCACCAAGAGGAGCAUCGUUCAGGCAGUGCACCAUCUUCCACCUCCUGCAUGCGUGUUGUAAUGUUAAUUAUGGACAGUUCUAUUUAUUUAACUAUUUAUUUAACUGCAUGUAUUUAAGGAAGUCUUUCACAAUGGUCAGUUGUCUGUGGGACACACACUGUCCCUUGACACUGCAGGAAAAGUGGUUUGCUGAGGGAGAUUGAGAACCCUUGCCAGCCACUUCAGCCAAACACAACCGGUGAAGUGCAAUGCACUUGCCACACUGUUUAUCUUUGCUAUUGCACCAGCAAACUGAUGAAUCCUCCUGCUCCCCUGGAGUGCACUAGUAUGUUGUGUCAACAACAGCUUCCUCAACCACAGUCAGCAUGUGGCCAGACUGUGAACUGUAUGUGUAACACUGUGUUUGGUAUUUAUAUAUUGUGAUUUCCAUGGUAUUUAUAA